Octopus sinensis (East Asian common octopus) is the source of this 3241-nucleotide messenger RNA. RefSeq names its product polycomb complex protein BMI-1. The transcript has 10 exons. Gene Ontology annotation, molecular function: promoter-specific chromatin binding. NCBI's taxonomy places the organism in Eukaryota, Metazoa, Mollusca, Cephalopoda, Octopoda, Octopodidae. The record is from RefSeq and is a predicted model, not a curated record. The coding region runs from base 78 to 1847 and encodes 589 amino acids. Gene Ontology annotation, cellular component: PRC1 complex. Gene Ontology annotation, biological process: negative regulation of transcription by RNA polymerase II.
UUACAUAUUUAUGUAUUCUUUUGUAUUUAUAGGAAUGAAAAUUAUCUAAAUACAGGAUUUACUGGCUGAAUCAUAAGAUGGAUAAACUCAUUGAAACAGAGAUUUCUAAAUCUCCAGAGAAAAGCCAUUCUGUAGGGAUUAAAAUAACUGAAUUGAAUCCUCAUUUGACAUGUAUCUUGUGCGGAGGAUAUUUUAUUGAUGCUACAACCAUAAUUGAAUGUCUCCAUCCUUUUUGCCGUGCCUGCAUUGUGCGUUACCUGGAAUCUAGUAAAUUCUGCCCCAUUUGUGAAGUCAUGGUCCACAAAACUAGACCACUACAGAACAUAAGGGCUGAUGAAACUUUACAAGACUUAGUGUAUAAAUUGGUUCCUGGCCUUUACCGAAAUGAGAUGAAACGUCGUCGAGAUUUCUAUGCCAGCCACAAAGUACAUUUAGGCAAUCACACAGCACAGACUCCAGGUGAAGAUAGAGGUGAUGAAGCAAUUGAACGUCUCAUUUACACUGAAGAUGAGAGGGUUAGUCUUUCACUGGAACUUCUCACUGGUUACAGUGAAGAGAGAAUACGGUUUUUAACUCGUGAAAAUCUGAAUGGAAACACAAAGAACCAGGGCAAAGAAAUUCGUUAUCUGCUGUGUCCUGCAGCUUUCACAGUUGCACAUUUAAAGAAAUUUCUGCGAAUGAAAUUUGAAUUAUCACAGCGCUAUGAGAUUCACAUAUUUCAUUCUGAUGAACCACUGAAAGACAACUACACUUUGAUUGAUAUUGCUUACAUUUAUACCUGGAGACGGAAUGCUCCAUUGCGACUCUUCUAUUCUGUGUUUGAAAAUAGUGCUAAGAAACCAAAACUGUCUAACACAGAAACUGUCUCUGAAAACAGAAGUGUGAAAGAAAAACUGAAGCUGUCAGUGUCCACUACUAGUGUCACUAACACUGUAACAAAUACUACAGCAGCUGUUCCACAUGUGACAAAAACUUCAACUGUCUUAACACCUACUGCCACUACUGUUCAAUUGACCACUCCAACACCAACUACUACCACUGUUGUCACAACUACUGUACGUACCAAUGCUAGCUGCACUGAAACAACAACCAAUAGCAGCUCUGUAAUGAGGCCAUGCAGUGAUAAUGCUGUAUUUCACAAACCUACUCAACCACCACCUUCAACUAAACAUAGUCAUAAUCAGAAAACUUUGCAAACUCUCAAAACACCUCAGCUUAUUGCACCCAAACCCCCUGAAAUCUUUCAAAGACCUCAAGUUAUAGCUCCCAAAUCUUUACCUAAUUCUGUAUCACUCAAUCCUCAAAGAAUGUCCAUUGCAAAUUUUCAGAAACCUCUGCCUGUGCUUAUGCAAAGGACAUCACAACUUCAGAAAUUUCAACCGAGUAACUUUCCCCAAAACAACGAAAUGUCACUUCCAAAAGUAAACCAAACUAAUGCACAAUGUGUAAUGCAAACUAAUUCAAUAAAGGUUACUCACAACUAUGGACCGAAGAAUUCUCAAGAUAAUUGGCAGAAGAUGCCACAAAAUAUUCCACAAAAAUGUUUCCAAACUAAUGGUAAUCAAAAAAGUGUUGCUGUUUCUUCUGCUAGUAAACCUAUACAAGGAUGCUCAAGUCACUGCAGAGUAACUUCAAAAGGAAUGUCUAAACAAGAAAAUACAUUCUGCCAGAAACUUGACAAUAAGAAACAACUAGAAACUAUGAUCAAUGGUAAUAAAAUUGUUGAUCCAUGCACAGGACCUACAGCUCGAUCUAAUAAAAGAGAUGGCACUGGAGAUGUUAAUAAGGAGAAAUCAAUAAAAAUGAAUGGAAAUGCAUCAAAGACAGAGAUAGCUAGUGUUAGUUAGAAGUGUGAGGUUUGAAGUCAGGAGAAAUAACUAAUGGAGGACAAAAAUAAAAAUAGAAUUUGCACAAUGACAGCUGCCAUUAUAAUGCCAAUGAAGAUUAUCAUGCACAAACUUUAGCCACUGGAUGCUGUGUAAACAUUGUGUAUAUUUUUAUGUUGAAAAAGAUAUGUGUCUGCUUGUAACCGCAAAACUCUGUGAUGGGAAACUUGCCAUUUCAUUGAGAAUAUAAUGUCUCCAUUGCUCAGGUGUUUGCAGAACUAAGAUGACAGCAGUCAAUACAAAGGAUAUAUUUUUGAUUAACAGGUGAAACAGUGGUUGGUAAAUGAGAGAAAAUCCUAUGAACAGCAUAAAUUCAUUUUUCCAUUUUAUAUACCAAAUAAUCUAAUUUUUUUCUUCUGUUAAUUAACAAUGGCUUGUGCUCUUCUUUGUAAAUAUCGGAAAAUAGAUGUGUGUAUGAGUGGAAAAUGUAUGUCAUUGUGAGAUGUGUGUUAACACUUUUCCAGGUUGUUGAAAAAUGGUCUGCCCAUUUACUUAUGUUUUGUUUCAGUAACCUCUGAAUUUAACUGCUUACAUUAUAUGUAAGUGCUUCAAUAUUUAUCUUCUUGACUACAAGAGAAAUAUAUUUUCUCAUUCUCCUAACAAAGCAGUUGUCAUGUUCAGUUUCCAAAUUCUUAAAUUAUCAGGAUAAUAUGUACAAUCACAUAUCCUUAUUAUUAAUUCACUAAAUAAUUUCAGUAUUUUUUUUUUAAUUUCUAAAAACGAAAACCUUUUUGCUUUAUAUUUCACCUGAGUAAGAAAUAUUCUUUGUUUAAAGGUAAACAAUUUGUGGAAUUUACAGGUAUGUAAAACUGUUGUGGGAACCCUUUUCAUCAUAUGAAUGUGGUUUCUCACUGAGAUUUAAUUUGAUAUUUUAGAUAAGUUUUAUAUUUAAUAACUUAUUUAAAAUAUGAUAUUAUGACUCUUGAAAAAACUGUUUCUAAGUUUAACAGAAAUCAUUCAAAAUUCAUCUGUUAGUUAAAUAACUUGUAAAUAAAACUAACUCAUUGUUAUUACAAAUUCAUUUAUUUCCAAUUAAAAGCUGUGAAACUGACAAAACUUUCUUUUUCUCCCUUUCUUAUCAUACAAAGAUUUGUGUUGGAACUGAAACUGAAAUUUUCAUGUUGACUUCUUUUGUCAAAUACAAUCCUAUUUUUCCUUAAAACUCUGUUUUAUGGUUUUCAUAAUUAUUUGUUUUGUUUUCAUUUUAUUUUGUGCAUUUGCAUAAACAUUAUUCUGACUAGGAGUUCUAUUUUUCACAAUGGAAAAGUGAACACAUACCUUUAAUUCAUGCAUGUAUUUUGGCUGUUAACAUAAUUUGCAAGACAGAAACGGAAUAAACAUUUUAAACAAACUGA